UCACUUAUAUCACUGAACAUUUCCAUAUUUGAUUUAAUGACAUAUUAACAUUAAUAUAAUAAUAAUAGAUUAACUGUGUAGAUCUUACAUUAUUGAAACUGCUUCUCACAAUGUAACUGUUAAGGUUUGGGAGGAGGAGAAAGGAAGAGGGAGAGAGAAAGUUGUGUUAGAAUUAGUGGUAAAAUUUAUGUACACAAAUAUUUUUAAGCCCAUUGUCUAUAUUAUUUCCUCCAAUAUUUAAUCAAUUUAAAUUCCUGUGUGCCCAAAUAAAGUACAAAAUUGUUAGCAUUUGAUCUGAGUAAAUAUUCCUGCUUCCUUACUCCAAGAAAGAAUAUAGUUUUCCAUGCAAACUAAAAUACAGAACCUCAGUCAGGAAUGAUGGUCCAUUAUCACUCAUCCAAAGCACUUUCUCUAAUCUUUAUUGUUAGCCAGAUUACCUUUGAUAUUGCUAGACUUAUUAGUGCUAUGUGGGUCCAAAGGAAUCACAAACCUGAUUUGGGCUCUGGGGGACACCUGUUCAUUAUAUAGAACUUCUUCUCACUGAGUGGUAUACUUUCUUUACUGAAGUGGGCCUUUUAAAAAGUGAUAUGGCCACUUGAAUUAGAUGUGAUGAGACUGAAUUUAUAUUAUUUUGCAUCCAGAAAGAAUACAGGUAUGUCCUACUUCUGAAGAUUCAUGUUAUAUCACUUUGCUUUUAUGCAAGACCUGCAUUAGGGCUUUCUUUGUAAAAGUGAAAAUCCUCUUCAGAUUUCUACUGGUUUAGCUUUCAUCUUGACUCUCUUCCUUGAACAUCAUUUCCCUCGAAGUGUGGUGUCUACCUGAAGAACAUUUUAUUUUAAAAGGAAAGAUGCUAUCUCCAAAUGAUAAAAAGUUAGAAAAGCUGGAUCCAUUUUAUCGACCUUCUAUGUCCAAGCAGAAGACCAGUGCAGAGAUCAUAAGUGAAGCACGAAAUGCAUUAAGAACAGUUAGGACCCAACGACCAUUUACACCACGGGAAGACCAAAGAAAGCUAUUUGGGCCUGCAUCUUCAAGAACACCAGAAAAUAGACCUCCUUCCUCCUUUAGCCUCCAUGCAUCCAGUUUUGAGUCAUCUGAUACCAGACCUAUCUCCAGUGCUCGUCUCAGUCCGCUAGAGCUUAGACCGAAAGCUCUGGCAUCUCCCGCCCCGGCGGAGGACCCGUGCCUUUCCUUUCCCAAACCCCCAGUGGACGCUGCAAAGAUGAGAAGAAUAAGCAGUGCCCGGGCACGCUUAUUCAGGGCGGCCUCCCAGGGGGCUCUUCUGCCUGACAGGACACUUCCUCCCGCUGAGCCAAAGAAGACAGUGGAAUCCAAAGAAACUGUUGUGAAGGGGGACCCUAUGGUGAAAAUAAAUAGGAUUUAUUUAACAGAAUCAAACGCCAUGGGCCACUUAAAGAGUCACCCACUUCAGCUAACUUACGAUGGAGGCUUCAGUGAAAUUCAGGAGCAAGAAAUGUUUAAAGGGACAACAUCCUUGCCAUCUCAUCUCAGAAGUGGAGGGGAGCAGGGGAAGAGGUGUUCGAGAGCCUCAUCAUAUUCCAGCAGCUCAGACGUGAGCCGACUGGAAGCCAGAGCAGUCUCAAAAGCCAACUUGCAAGAAAAGGAUACAGAAAUAGAAGUAGACGAAGUCUUUUGGAAUACAAGGAUCGUACCAAUUUUGCAUGAAUUAGAAAAGGAAGAAAACAUUGAAACAAUUUGUGCUGCUUGCACACAACUUCAUCACGCUUUAGCAGAAGGAAACAUGCUUGGAAAUAAGUUUAAGAGAAGAAGUAUUCUCCUGAAGACCCUAUAUAAACUAGUUGAUAUUGGUUCAGACUUGCUCAGCCUUAAACUUGCAAAACUUAUUCUAGCACUUAAAGUGAGUAGAAAGAAUCUCCUUAAUGUCUGCAAACUUAUAUUCAAAAUUAGCAGAAGUGAGAAGAAUGACUCUCUGAUUGAAAAUGACAGCAUUCUGGAAUCAUUAUUGGAGGUCCUGAGAAAUGAAGACCUGCACGCUAACACUGAAGCUUUUUUAUACUGUAUGGGGGCUAUCAAAUUCAUUUCUGGAAACCCAGGAUUUCUCGAUGAAAUGAUCAGCAAAGGUGCUGUGGAAAUAUUGGUGAAUUUGAUAAAGCAAAUCAAUGAGAACACCAGGAAAUGUGGCACAUGUCUGCCUAACUCAGGCCACUUGUUAGUCCAAAUGACUGCUACACUGAGAAACUUGGUUGAUUCACCACCAGCAAGAAGUAAGUUGCUAAGCAUCAGUGCCCUCCCCCAGCUCUGCACGGUGAUGGGACAGUACAUGGCUGACAAGGAUGUCUGCACCAAUAUUGCCAGAAUAUUCAGCAAACUUACUUCUUACCAUGACUGCUGUGCAGCCUUGGCCAACUGUUCCAGAUGUUAUGCCUUGUUUUUGAAAGUGAUAAACAAAUACCAGAAGAAACAGGAUUUAGUUGUCCGUAUUGUCUUUAUUCUUGGCAACCUGACAGCGAAAAAUCACCAGGCUCGUGAACAGUUUUCCAAAGAGAAAGAGAGCAUCCCAACCUUGCUGUCGUUAUUCCAUACAUUCUACAAACUGGACCUGUGCGCCGAGGAGCAGGCGGGAGGAGCCCAGCAACCCAAGGUGCAGAGGUCACGGGCCCCCGCGGAGGACGUGCUCAUCAAGCUGACCCGAGUACUGGCCAACUUAGCCAUCCACCCUGGCAUCGGCCCGGCCCUGGCCACCAACCCGCACGCCGUGGGCCUGCUCCUCACCACGCUAGAAUACAAGUCAAUUGAGGAUUGCGAGGAGCUGGUGAUCAAUACUACAGCCACAAUCAACAACUUAUCUUACUACCAAGUGAAGAAUUCCGUAAUUCAAGACAAAAAGCUAUAUAUUGCUGAAUUGCUCAUAAAGCUUCUUGUGAGUAAUAACAUGGAUGGAAUCCUUGAAGCUGUGCGUGUUUUUGGAAAUCUCUCCCAGGACCAUGACAUCUGUGAUUUCAUUGUGCAGAAAAAUGUACACAAGUUCAUGAUUGCACUGCUCGAUGCUAAGCAUCAGGAUAUUUGCUUUUCUGCCUGUGGCGUUCUCCUAAAUCUCACUGUGGAUAAAAACAAACGUGUCAUCCUAAAAGAAGGAGGUGGCAUUAAAAAGUUGGUGGAUUGUUUAAGACAUUUUGGUCCUACCGAUUGGCAGCUGGCCUGCUUGGUUUGCAAAACUUUAUGGAACUUCAGUGAAAAUAUCACCAACGCUUCAUCAUGUUUUGGAGAUGAAGACACCAACACAUUGUUAGUCCUGCUACCAUCAUUUUUAGAUGAAGAACUAGCACUGGAUGGCAGUUUUGAUCAAGACCUAAAAAACUAUCACAAACUCCAGUGGGAAACAGAAUUCAAACCUGUGGCCCAGCAGCUCCUGAACCGAAUUCAGAGUCAUCAUACCUUCCUGGAACCACUGCCUAUUCCUUCUUUCUAACAUGAUGUAGAUUAACCACAGAAGCAAGAAGUCAGGUCUCCUUCAUUCUUACGGAGUGGUAACAUGCAUGAACAUUUGUUUUUCAGUAUGGACAAAUAGUGAAAGUUUUUCAGAUACUGAUUUUAGUGAGUAGUCUAAGUAUCUUAGAAGAAAUAGGCAUUUCUUCUCAUUAGGUAGGUAUUAUGGAAAAAUGAAUAUAAAUGUGCUCUCUGCUAUGAGAAAUGUAAGAUGAAAAUAUAUUCACAGUUUUUCAAAGUACA
Messenger RNA from Acinonyx jubatus (cheetah), 3708 nucleotides. RefSeq names its product armadillo repeat containing 2 (gene ARMC2). Gene Ontology annotation, molecular function: protein binding. The coding region runs from base 848 to 3448 and encodes 866 amino acids. The record is from RefSeq and is a predicted model, not a curated record. NCBI's taxonomy places the organism in Eukaryota, Metazoa, Chordata, Mammalia, Carnivora, Felidae. Gene Ontology annotation, biological process: sperm axoneme assembly; cilium organization. The transcript is spliced from 19 exons.